GAGGAGGGAGGGAGUGUCUGCGGGCUCCUGCUCACUCCCAGGAGGAGCUCCCAAGGAGGAGCCAGAGGAGGGAGCCCCAGCUCUGUGGAGGGUAAGAAACUCCGCAGCCCUCUGCAAGCCCUGCCCUGGCGCCCCACGGAGACUCGGCGGGGGACCCGGAAGGCAGGAGACGGGACCUCUACAGGGCGAGGGCAGGCCGGCCCUUGAGGGGGCUGAUGUGGCCCCUAGGCUGAGUCCGUUUGGGGUCUGGCCUCGGCCUCAGCCCCCCAAGGAGCCGGCCCUGCGCUCUAUGGGGUUGCCGCUGCCCAAGGAGAAGGGGCUCAUUCUCUGCCUGUGGAGAAAAUUCUGUAGAUGGUUCCAGAGACAGGAGUCAUGGGCUCAGAGCCGAGAUGAGCAGAACCUGCAGCAGCAGAAGAGGAUCUGGGAGUCUCCUCUCCUUCUGGCUGCCAAGGAGAACAAUGUCCAGGCUCUCAGCAAGCUACUCAAGUACGAGGCCUGUGAGGUGCAGGAGAGAGGAGGCAUGGGGGAGACGGCCCUGCACAUAGCAGCCCUCUACGACAACCUGGAGGCCGCCACGGUGCUGAUGGAGGCCGCCCCGGAGCUGGUCUUUGAGCCCAUGACAUCCGAGCUGUAUGAGGGUCAGACUGCACUGCACAUAGCCAUCGUGAACCAGAACGUGAACCUGGUGCGCGCCCUGCUUGCCCGCGGGGCCAGCGUCUCUGCCAGAGCCACGGGCACCGCUUUCCACCGCAGCCCCCGCAACCUCAUCUACUUUGGGGAGCACCCCCUGUCCUUCGCCGCCUGCGUGGGCAGUGAGGAGAUCGUGAGGCUGCUCAUCGAGCACGGAGCUGACAUCCGGGCCCAGGACUCCCUGGGAAACACCGUGCUGCACAUCCUCAUCCUCCAGCCCAACAAGACCUUCGCCUGCCAGAUGUACAACCUGCUGCUGUCCUAUGAUGGGCGCAGGGACCACCUGCAGUCCCUGGACCUCGUGCCCAACCACCAGGGCCUCACCCCCUUCAAGCUGGCCGGCGUGGAGGGCAACACCGUGAUGUUCCAGCACCUGAUGCAGAAGCGGAAGCACAUCCAGUGGACGUACGGGCCGCUGACCUCCACUCUCUACGACCUCACGGAGAUCGACUCCUCGGGGGACGAGCAGUCUCUGCUGGAACUGAUCGUCACCACCAAGAAGCGGGAGGCUCGCCAGAUCCUGGACCAGACCCCAGUGAAAGAGCUGGUGAGCCUCAAGUGGAAGAGAUACGGGCGGCCCUACUUCUGCGUGCUGGGGACCCUGUACCUGCUGUACAUCAUCUGCUUCACCAUGUGCUGCGUCUACCGCCCUCUCAAGCCCAGGACCAACAACCACACUGGUCCCCGGGACAACACCCUCCUACAGCAGAAGCUCCUCCAGGAGGCCUAUGUGACCCCCGAGGAUGACAUUCGCCUGGUCGGGGAGCUGGUGACCAUCAUUGGAGCUGUGAUCAUUCUGCUUGCAGAGAUUCCAGACAUCUUCAGGGUGGGGGUCACUCGCUUCUUCGGACAGACCAUCCUUGGGGGGCCGUUUCACGUCCUCAUCAUCACCUACGCCUGCAUGGUGCUGGUGACCAUGGUGAUGCGGCUCACGAACACCAAUGGGGAGGUGGUGCCCAUGUCCUUCGCCCUGGUGUUGGGCUGGUGCAAUGUCAUGUACUUCGCCCGAGGAUUCCAGAUGUUGGGCCCUUUCACCAUCAUGAUCCAGAAGAUGAUCUUUGGCGACCUGAUGCGGUUCUGCUGGCUGAUGGCGGUCGUCAUCCUGGGCUUUGCCUCCGCCUUCUAUAUCAUCUUCCAGACAGAGGACCCCGACGAGCUGGGCCACUUCUACGACUACCCCAUGGCACUGUUCAGCACCUUCGAGCUGUUCCUCACCGUCAUCGACGGGCCUGCCAACUACGACGUGGACCUGCCUUUCAUGUACAGCAUCACCUACGCUGCCUUCGCCAUCAUCGCCACCCUGCUCAUGCUCAACCUCCUCAUCGCCAUGAUGGGUGACACUCACUGGCGGGUGGCCCAUGAGCGGGAUGAGCUCUGGAGGGCCCAGGUGGUGGCCACCACGGUGAUGCUGGAACGGAAGCUGCCUCGCUGCCUGUGGCCUCGCUCGGGGAUCUGCGGGCGCGAGUACGGGCUGGGGGACCGCUGGUUCCUGCGGGUGGAGGACAGACAGGAUCUCAACAGGCAGCGCGCGCGGCGCUACGCACAGGCCUUCCACAGCCAGGGCGCCGACGACCUGGACAAAGCCUCAGAAAAAGGGCAGCUGGGCCACCCCUUGGGCCUCCACCUGGCCCUCCCGACCCCCUCGGUGUCCCGAAGUACCUCCCGCAGCAGCACCAACUGGGAGAGGCUCCGACAGGGCACCCUGCGGAGGGAAGUGCGGGGCCUGGCCAACAGGGCUCUGGAGGACUGCGAAGGCUGGGAGUACCAGAUCUGAGCGCUCGCACUCCACUGGGCCAUCGGGCCCCUGCAGCUGCUCUCGGCUCCCUGGGGCCAUCGGGGCGCAGAACCGAGACACCCAGAGGUCCAAUCUCCCUCCCGGGUCCCGGAGUGGGUGGGAAGCAGAAUGAACACCCAGGCACGCCGGUGGCAAUAACUGCCCCGGGAUCCACUGCUGGGUUCCGCUGCUCCCCCAGCUCUGGGGCGAUGGGAAACCACGGAGGGCGGUGGCCCUGGCCUCACCCCGAGCACGGGCCGGGGCCACCCAAGCACUCUGCACUGUCAGAGCAAAGCACUUUAAGGACAGGCUUGCCGUCUCUACCCCAGUGUUACGGUGGGAAGGGGAGAGCCCUUCCCAGGGUGCUCCAGACAGCUGGGAGGGAGGCUUGCGGACAGCACACAAGUGAGGGGGGGGGGCAGGUACCGCUUUCGGGGUGGGGUGAAGCGGGUGGAGUCUUGCCACCUUCUACCUUCCAA
Nyctereutes procyonoides (raccoon dog) is the source of this 2943-nucleotide messenger RNA. It is a transcript of the gene TRPV6, whose product is annotated as transient receptor potential cation channel subfamily V member 6. The transcript is spliced from 15 exons. Bases 290 to 2464 code for a protein of 724 amino acids. Gene Ontology annotation, biological process: calcium ion import across plasma membrane. NCBI's taxonomy places the organism in Eukaryota, Metazoa, Chordata, Mammalia, Carnivora, Canidae. Gene Ontology annotation, cellular component: membrane. The record is from RefSeq and is a predicted model, not a curated record. Gene Ontology annotation, molecular function: calcium channel activity; protein binding.